CCCUGGCAACUGUCUCCAGCUUUCAAAGUUCCCGGCAUGAAAAGUCCUUUGCUUCCUCCUGCUGAGGAAAGGAGAAGAUGAGCACACAUUUCUUGUUUUUCUUUCCACCUUCCUUAUCUUAUAAGAACAUUCACUCGCCUCUCGCAGGCAGUCGGGUCAACAACAGCAUCGCCCUCGCAAGACACAGCCUGGAUCUACAUCACAACCAUGGGCAAUUGUGUGAAUAUGGACAGGAGCCCAAGCCAUGUCUUGGAAUCUGCUGACUUUGCAGACCUGCUGCCCACCUGGACCGAUUAUUAUACCUACGAAGACACCACGCUCGCUGACAGCGCUCUCCCUGCGCCGUGUUACAGCACAUUUUGCUCCUCGGUCGGCGGCGCCAUCCCGACAUUCCUGGUGGUAGCCGGCACUUUGGGCAUCCUCGGCAGUCUCGCCCUGGCCAUCGCCUUGGUCAUGUGCUUCCGACUCUGGGAGCAAACCGGGCUCAUUCUCACAACGCUGUCAACUGCCCUCUUUGCCACCAUCUUGCCGUUUUUCGCGGCCGGGAUCAGCUGGGGCUGGACCUUCGGGGACGGGCUCUGCCAGGCGGCACAGGCCAUGAAGUAUGGGUGCCAGUUUGCCCAGGGGCUCUUGGUGGCUGCCUGUGUGUGUCCAAUGCCCAAGGCCGCCCUUCCUGGCUGCCUCUUGCCUCUCGUUCUCUGGGUCACAGGCUUCCUGCUUGCAAUCCCCGCAGCUGUGAUCCACGGCACGGGGAAAGACGGGGAAGCAAUAUGUGCCCUGAGACAGGCACCUGAGCUGCUCUGGUGGUCUCUCACUCACAUCAUCUUCUGGAUAGCUGUUUUCUACAUCCUCCCAGUGGGGGUUGCUCUGGCCAAGGUGGCGCUGAAGUGGGAGAGGGCUGGGUGGCACCCGCCCGCGGUCAUCACUUGGCUCUUCUACCUUCUCUGGGCGCCGUAUGGAGUGGCCCUGAUCCUGGACAAGCUGCUGCAGAUGAACUUGCUCACCCAUACUUGCAGCUUGCAAGAGCAUCUCAGCUACUUCCUGGGGCUAUCCGAGGGGCUGGGGGUCCUGCACUGCAUUCUGUGCCCCUUCUUAGUUCUAGGGAUGGUCAUCCGUCACCGAAGGGCUGCCCAAUGAGGCAGGCAAUAGAUUCGGGAGGGGGGUGUCCAACUACAAUCAAGAGAGCUUUAAUCUACGGAUCAUUUUGUAUCUGCUUCUGCCUCUGCAACAAAGCCUGGAGGGUGGCAGACUUCCUUAGAAUUUCCUAGUAGCCAAGCUUGCUAAAUAAAUAAAGUUCUGCGGUCAGGCAAUCCCAAUUCUGCUUCCAGAAAUGGGGGAUUCUGCAAUGUGAAUUCUGCAAAAAAAAUGGGCUAUUCUGCCUCUGAAAAUUGAAGCGAGGCCACAUUGUGCAGGGGUAAUGAAGCACAUGCCGCAAGUUUGGAAAUUUUAUUCAGACAUCCUUUCAGCCAGUGACAGACCUACAUUUUGGGGGCCCUGAAACAUUAAAUGUUAUGAGGACCACUUUGCAACCAGCAACAAGGUCUGAGUAACCACUGUUAUUGUUAUAAAAAAAACCUACUACAUCUCAGAUUUUGAUUAAAAUCGCUGUACUGGGCUAUCUCACAUGUCCCAUUUCACUGGUGCGAAUAAAAAUUUCCUGUGCCGUGUAGUUUUCAAGUUGUGCAACUCAAGUUGGGGCUAGUAGACCCAACCUUUUCAAGCCAUGUGGACCCACCUUGGAUCAGGAUGUAGCCUACUAGUUGUCCUGGCCGAUAUCUGGUUUUCAAUAUCGUGAUAUAUCUGCAGCUAAAUACCAUGCUAUGCUGAUAUAUCACAAUAUCUGGAAUGUAUCUUGGCUGCUUCUUCCUCCCCACCUUAGGGGAGGGAGGAGCAACGGAGAUACAUCACCAAACCCAAGCUCCCAUACGAAUACCCACUUCAUUCAAAUUGCUCAGCAGGAAGCCUCCUCAGCUGAGUGAGCCCCCACACCGCUCCAGCUUGUGUGAGCCAGAGGGGGAGGGGCUUCCUUAAAGGCACACACAAGGAAGGAGAUGGAGCCCCAGAAGGCCCUCACCCAGAACCUUUCUCCGACUCUGUCUGUUUGUUUGCCUGCCUGCCUGUGCCUUUGCCAUCCGCAGGCAAUUUGAGCUGGCGCAAUGUAUUGCCAGCUCAAACUGUCUGGAACCAGUAUCACAAUCUGAGCACCGUACUGUUUUCAUUUAUUUUCAAUUAUUUAUUUAUUUGAUUUUUAAAAAUAAAUACGUAAACGUACAUUUUAAAAAAAAAAAUCAAAUAUC
This is a messenger RNA of Podarcis muralis (Common wall lizard), 2297 nucleotides long. RefSeq names its product atypical chemokine receptor 1 (Duffy blood group) (gene ACKR1). Gene Ontology annotation, molecular function: chemokine binding. Gene Ontology annotation, biological process: inflammatory response; chemokine-mediated signaling pathway. Gene Ontology annotation, cellular component: membrane. The record is from RefSeq and is a predicted model, not a curated record. Lineage: Eukaryota; Metazoa; Chordata; Lepidosauria; Squamata; Lacertidae.